AUGCCUUUUCUACGCCGUCGCGGCAACAUGGUCAGCGAGACCGAUAUGAGGCGCCAUACCAUUCUUGAUGCCGAUGCGCCUCAGCUCCCGCCGCUUCCGCAACAUUUUCCACCCCAGCAGCCUCAGCAACAGCAGCAGCCUCAGCAAGAGCAACAGCCUCAACAACCGCCGCUACCCUUGCCGCAACGCCCACCACAAGAAGUCCCCCGAGUCUCCGUGUCUGCCUCCAUAAGCGAAACCCCUUCCACCUCCCUGACUGUGCCCGCGCAAACCGACGGUGACAUCGAUACCUCGACACGGCUCGAUCCUGACGACGCAGACGCUCGACCAGAUACUCCUCCAAUCCAGGAUGAGACGCCUAAGCAUCGUCGCUUUUCAAUCCUGAGGUUUCGCAAUGCCUCCGACUCCCAGCUGUCAUUAAGGGCCAAGCAGCAGGCUGAAAAGCCUCCCCCUGUCCCUCGGCCCCCUGAGAUUAUCACGACCGCACCCACAGUCGAUUUCCAAGUACCGCAGAAGAAGCAGUCUCGAAUGCGACUUGCCGACCGAUUUCGAAGAUCUGGUGAGCUGCCCAGAAAUAGCGAGGAUGGGGGCAACCGAGCCAUGACGUGGAAGUCAUCUAGGAGGAAAACGGGCCUGGAAGACCUCGCUUCUAGAAAUCGGCCUACUCUUGUCACUUUCGAGGAACCCAACCGCCCGUCUUCGUCCAGGGCGCCCACCAACGGAGACCAUCACGAUGGCAUCGCCUUGUCACUCCCCGCCAAUCGAGCUUCCGAAUCAUCGCGAUCCGAUGCGAGCUUCGGGGAACAACUAUACCCCACAACUACCGCAGGCACUGCAGGCACCGCAGCUAACUCUCCUCCAGUGCCGUCAAGCACUAGCUUCUUUCGCCUGGGUCGCAGGAAACCCAAAACACCAUCGCCCAUGUUCGACUUAUCACAUCUGCCUCAGAAAGGCAAGACCGCCGCCAACGGCGCAGACAAUAAUGAAACAUCCUCGUCAUUAGGCGCAGCUCACCCACCCAUCGCGUCAACAUCCAGAGAGGGCACUCCGCGACCCCAUCAUGGCUCGAGGCCCCCAUCAAGCUACAGCACACACGCCGACUCCGUGUCGUCCUCUGCCCCUGAUCAGCAUCCACUCAAGACGAACCCCUCACCGGCAACUGCACUAUUUCGUCCCGGCUCGACUCACUCCGGUCAGUCAUCACCGACCCGAGCCCGGUUGCAACGCCGAGGGAGAUCUUCGACCAUGAGCUCUUUAGGCAGAGAUUCGUUGGAAGGGCAUCUCGAUCCAGGAGCAAGCCGAACAUCCACGUCGAUCGGGCGCAAGAGCUUUGGCGAUCUCUUUGGCCUGAACAGACUGCGACAAAACUCUGAUCUGGGCCAGAGAGCGGGCACGCUGACACCUGCAACCCCUGGCUCCAACACAUCCAAGAACAAUUCACUCCAGAUUGCGCGGGAGCCGAUUGCCUUGCCUGAGAAGCUCGAGGACGAAACGCCCGCCAAGUAUUUGGCCAGGAUAGAAGAGAUUCUCAGUAGAGGAGUAAUUGCGAGUGCGUUGUCCAAGGGAAGUGAUCCUUUCGCGGCAGCCGUGUUGCGGAGUUACAUGCGCCGGUUUAGUUUCUUUGGUGACCCGAUGGACAUGGCAAUCCGGAAACUACUCAUGGAAGCCGAGCUGCCCAAAGAGACGCAGCAGAUCGACAGGUGUUUGCAGGCGUUUGCGAAUCGCUAUCACGAAUGCAACCCGGGCAUUUAUGCCUCCCCUGACCAGGCCUACUUCGUGGCGUUUUCGCUUCUCAUUCUGCAUACGGAUGUGUUCAACAAGAAUAACAAGCACAAGAUGCAGCAACCUGACUAUUUGAAGAAUACCCAAGGCGAGGGUGUUUCGGACCCGAUCCUUCGAUGCUUUUACGACAACAUCACUUACACCCCCUUCAUACACGUUGAGGACGACGUGGACCUCAAUGGUGAUCGACUUAUAGCGAACAGAGCCAAGAGGAAAACACUAUUUCCUGGAGGCACGCCGGAAACGGCCGCGAAGCGGUCUAACCGUGAACCCCUUGAUCCGUAUACGCUGAUCAUAGACGGCAAGCUGGAUAUACUGAGGCCGAGUCUGAAAGAUGUGAUGGAGCUCGAGGACCACUAUGACUACUUGGGAACGGCAAAAGACCUCAACGUAAAGGAGCUUCAGCGGACAUUCUUCAGAACUGGUGUUUUGCAAAUUGUGUCGGCCAGGUCACGGCCAGAUGCCUUUCGCGACGAAAAGAGCGCUAUCAACCCUGCCGAAGCGGCGCAGGGCGUGGUCGAUAUCAAAAUCACAAAGGUCGGUCUUUUGUGGCGGAAGGAUGUCAAGAAGAAAAAAACCAGAUCACCCUGGCAGGAAUGGGGGGCCAUUCUUACGGGCGCCCAGCUUUAUUUCUUCCGCAACACCACAUGGAUCAAGAACUUGAUGCACCAAUACGAAUCGCACGUUAAACAAGGCUUUUACGGCGAACCAAUUACGUUUAAACCGCCAUUACCGGAGUUCAAGCCUGAUGGAUAUCUCCCGACGAAGGAAGCCGUUGCGCUCGUAGACUCCACGUAUAAGAAGCACAAGAACGCUUUCAAGUACUCUCGGCCCGGGGCCUUCGUCGAGGAGGUUCUUCUUGCUGACAAUGAAGAGGAGAUGAACGACUGGCUCGCCAAAUUGAAUUACGCUGCAGCCUUCACUACGUCUGGCGUCCGCAUGCGAGGCGUCGUGGGCGGCAAUUACGAGGGACAAAGUCGACGGGGGAUCAGGAGACUUGGAAGUUCGGCCUCAGCGCAGGUUAUUCAGACUCCCACCGGCGAGGUCAGCAUCGUUCGUGGUAAAAUUGAUCACCAGGAGGCCGAGUCCAUUCAGGCUCAACGACGGCAGACCAUGAUGGACGCUGUUGCUAAAGCAGAUGAAGAAAUCGCCAUCAAGGAGCAAGAGCUGGAGAUCCAUCUGAGAAACGCUCGCCAUCUCCAGAUUCUCUCGCCCAUCCAAGCCAAGACGAGAGAUCAGGUUCUUUCGGCUGCUGCUCACAUGGAUGUGAAGAUCAAGUGGAUUCGUAUGGACAUGUGGAAAUCCAGGUGUCAUCGAGAUGUCCUUUUGAAGGAUAUGGCCGAAGAGCAGCGACUCCAAGGUCUGGUGCCGACCAAGUCUCAAAAUGGCCAUGAGAUCCGCGAAGCGUCGCCAUCCCGAGAAAGACCAUCCAUGCUCGAGGCAGGAUCAGUGACAAGUGUGGGACGCCGCCGGCGGAGGUCAUCGGCAGCCAUCUCCGUGGUUCAAGGGCCUGCGAAGAUGGCGCAAGGGGAGCCAGAAUCGCCAACAAAUGAUGCUUACCAGACACCGCCUACAAGUGCGACCUUCAACCCCCACAAACACCAGAACUCAUGGGACUCCAAGGUCUCCAAAUCCCAAGAGCCAGUCUACCGCAAACGACCCUGCUCCAGUUCUAGUCAAUCCUCUGGUGAGCCGACGUUCUACAGCCCGCAGCAGCAUCCGACUCCUAGAAGAGGGAAGGACGAAGAAACGAGUGUGACUGAGGAACAUCAUGAUGACGUGGACGCGAACGAACGUGUUCUCCUUGAGCAGGCAGGCUUGCUGGGAUCAGAAUCUCAUGGCAAUCCGCCUGAAAGAAAGCGAACCGGGUCACUCUCUGAGGCUGGAGAUGCUUCCGAGUCGCGUGAUACCCCGGGGUCCAUCGACAAGCAAGACAGGACAAAGAUCCGACGAAGCCUGCAACGCACCCUCAGGGAGAGCGCUGGCCAUCUUUCGCACCAUCGUAGCAGAAAGGGAAAAGAGGUCAUCACCGGAAGCGCUUUAGAAGACGCUAGUCGCGAAGACGUGCUUACUAGAGGCACUGGAAGUUUCGUGGUACACGGCAAGAAGGCGUCCGUCAUCAAUUUCGGUUCCGAACUGCAACAACUGACUCCCGAGGAGCGUCUGAGGCAGCGAAAGCAGGGUCAGCGCGAUGAGCCUGCUUCUCCCGCCAGCGUCGAGGAAGAUUUCCGCGACGCACUGAAUAAAUCGUUACUUCCCAAGGAGCGCAGAGAGUCGGGCGCAAGCGCUAGCACAGCAACGGCAAGAAGCUUUCGUGAACUUCACCGAAAGUAUUCUUCUGCGCACGCUUCUCGGUCGCCGGCCUUCAGAGGUCAACUCUCAGUGCCGUCUGAUGGUGAGAGUGAAGCCGCAGUCAGCUUUUCCGAAGGACGCAGGACGCCGCUGCCCCCAAUUGAAAACGAGUCUGGAGACGAAGAAGAAAGUGACGCCGUCGUAGCGAGUCCGGGCGUGACAAGCCCUACUGUGGCAAGUCCGCAGCCAAUCCGUGCAGCGUUCUUAUCUCCCCUCGAGCCGGUGACGCCUCAAGGACAGGAGAAACGCGAAGAAGAAAAGAGCGACGAGAUGCAGCGACUACCUAGUCCUCCGAUCCAGGCGGUCAAGGCCUAG
Molecule: messenger RNA, 4449 nt
Organism: Colletotrichum siamense
Lineage: Eukaryota; Fungi; Ascomycota; Sordariomycetes; Glomerellales; Glomerellaceae
Gene: sec73
Product: Protein transport protein sec73
Exons: 2
Coding region: 1-4449 (1482 amino acids)
Biological process (GO): regulation of ARF protein signal transduction
Molecular function (GO): guanyl-nucleotide exchange factor activity
Source: RefSeq, a predicted model, not a curated record